GCCAACACCACACAACCACCAACACCACCCUCUAACACCGCCAACACCACACAACCACCAACACCACCCUCUAACACCGCCACCGCCACCGCCGCCGCCGCCACCAUGCACCAGUGCGACCAGUGCCCGUACAGCACCGACUGCUACGUCAAGUUCAAGCGCCACGCGCUGGGCCACGCCGAGGCGCGGCCGUUCGCGUGCGCCGCCUGCGGCAGGGCCUUCGCCCGCCUCAAGUCGCUGCACGUGCACCGCCGCAUCCACACGGAGGACCGCCCCUACCAAUGCCCCGCGUGCCCCAAGGCGUUCACGCGCUCCACCACCCUCUACAAGCACCGCAAGAUCCACACGGGCGAGAAGCCGUACGCGUGCGGCCUCUGCGCCAAGGCCUUCACCCAGUCGGAGCACCUCGACCGCCACACCCGGGUCCACACGGGCGACCGCCCUUACGCCUGCGCCGUGUGCGCCAAGACGUUCGCGCAGUCGCAGCACCUGCGCUGCCACCAGCGGACGCACACGGGCGACGGCCUCGUCAUGUGCGCCCAGUGCGGCAAGGUGCUCACGUCGGCCAAGAGCCUCCGGCUGCACGAGCGCUCGCACGCCAAGGAGCGCCAGCAGCAGCAGCAGCAGCAGCAGCGGCGGCAGUGGCAGCAGUGCGACGGUGACGGAGGGGGGGAGGACGCGGGGGCGGCGGCGGCGACUGCGUCGGCCGAGUCGUCGGCGUCGGCGUCGGCGUCGGCGUCGGCGGCGUCGUCCGCCUCCCCGUCGGCCUCCCCGUCGUGCUCCCGGUGCGGCGAGCAGUUCGCGCGGCUCUCGCUGCUGUGGGAGCACCAGCGGGCGCGGGCGUGCGAGCGCCCGCACCGCUGCGCCUUCUGCGGCAAGACGUUCGGCAAGUCGAAGGCGCUCAAGAUGCACACGCGCAUGCACACGGGCGAGCGCCCGUACGCGUGCCCCGUGUGCGCCAAGGCGUUCACGCGCGCCGCCACCCUCUACAAGCACAAGCGCAUCCACGCCGACGAGAAGCCCUUCAAGUGCGCCGUGUGCGCCCGCGCCUUCACCCAGGCCGAGCACCUGCAGCGGCACCGCACGGUGCACACGGGGGAGCGGCCGCACGCCUGCGGCGAGUGCGGCAAGGCCUUCGCCCUGCUCGAGUACCUCCGCUGCCACCAGAAGACGCACGCCGUCGAGGAGCUGCACCUGUGCGCCGAGUGCGGCAAGGUGUUCUCGUCCGUCAAGACGCUGCGCGUGCACAAGCGGCUGCACCUGCGGCGCGCGGCCGGCGGGGGCGGCGGCGCCGGCGGCGGCGGCGGCGGCCGGCGACCGUUCGUGAGCUGCACCGAGUGCUGGGAGACGUUCGCCGAUUUCGAGCAGCUCCGGGCUCACCAGAGGAUUCACACCGGGGAGGCGGUGGCGGUGAAAUUCGAGGGAGCCGGCGGUCGCGGCGGCGGCGGCGGCGGCGACGAGGAGGAGGAGGAGGAAUUGGCACGGACGCUGCCGUUCAUAAAGCAAGAGCCGCCGGACGACCUCGGCUGCGACGCGUGGCCGGGGCUGGCCGCGGCCCGUCAGGACGACUACGGCGGCGGUUACGGCGGCGGAGACAAAGACGACGAGCAGCAGCAGCAGCAGCAGCAGCAGGAGGAGAAAGAGGAGAGGGCGGUUGCCGUCGGCGUCGCCGGCAGGCGGCACGUCCGGCGGCGCGUCAAGCGGGAGAGGGGGAGCCGGGGACGCGCGGCGUGGCGGCCGCCGGCGGCGGUGAAGGUGGAGGCGGACGACGAGGAGGAGGAGGAGGAGGGGAACCGCGGCGUCAAAGUGGAGCGCGAGGAGGUGAACGAUGAGGAGGAGGAGGAGGAGGGAAGCCGGUCCGUGGCGCGAGGGCGACGCGGAGUCAAUGGUCGCUCCGCGCAGGCGGCUGAAAACUAG
Molecule: messenger RNA, 1917 nt
Organism: Petromyzon marinus (sea lamprey)
Lineage: Eukaryota; Metazoa; Chordata; Hyperoartia; Petromyzontiformes; Petromyzontidae
Source: RefSeq, a predicted model, not a curated record